UGUAGUCUACAGAAAUAAACCUAAAGGACACGAGUGAUAUUUAACCACUAUUAGUUUCUUUUAACACUCGGUUUUUAUUUUAAAGUGCGCUGUUACACUGCGUGUUUACAGCACUUUGGUGAGGACGCGACAUAAUGAGGUGACCACCCUGCAGUAAAUAUGGGUCAAAUAGAAGAAAGCAAGGUGUCCUGUGUGAACAUCCUCACCUGCCACAGAGAGCUGCUGGUAUCCAGGUUGAAGAGUAUUCAAUGCAUACUGGACAACCUGCUGGCCUGCGACUUCCUCUGUGAGGAAGAGGUUGAGUUUGUACAGCGAACUGCCACCAAGACAGAUCAGGUGCGCAAAAUCUUGGAGCUAGUCCAAUGCAAAGGGGAAGAGGCCUGCACGUACUUCAUUUUCAUCAUAUAUAAAGUAUGUGAUGCAUACAUAGAUCUCCAGCCAUGGCUGAAAGAGAUCAACUACAACCCAAGUGAAGAUGUGAAGGUGAUGAAGGUGGUUAACACAGAUCCCAUCAGCAGGUAUUGUGAGAAGUUGAGGCAUGAAAUAAGCCGGGACACCGGCUUCAUCAUGUCAUACGGACAGCGAGAGGAGACCCGGCUGGAGGACCUCUAUACUGACACCCUGAUUGAACUGAUGAACGACAGCAAUGAAAGUCUAGGCUUCUUGGAGAGUCUGGACCAGCUCCUUGGGGAACAUGCGGUCUUCAAUCCCCAAGGAGAAACCAUCUACGUAAUGGGGGACGCCGGUGUGGGGAAAUCCAUCCUCCUGCAGAAACUCCAGAAUGUGUGGUCCAGGAAAGAGCUGCAGACAGAUGCCAUCUUCUUCUUUAAGUUCCGCUGUAGGAUGUUCAGCACCUUCAAAGCCACAGAGCAGAUCUCCCUCAGAGACCUUUUGUUCAAAUACAGCUGCUACCCAGACCACGAUCCUGAUAAUGAAGUGUUUGAUUUCAUCCUGCGCUACCCUGAGAAGGUUAUUUUUACGUUUGAUGGCUACGAUGAGAUUCAGGAGGAUCUGGACCUGAUGAACGUCCCUGAAAGUGUGUCAACAGAGGAGAAGGCACACCCUCUCCAGCUACUUCUCAGCUUGCUCUGUGGGAAACUACUCAAGGGUUCGCAGAAGGUUCUAACAGCCCGGACAGGGAUCGAGAUCCAGAGCAGGGUGAUCAGAAAGAAGGUGGUUCUGCGGGGGUUCUCCCCAGCUCAUCUGAAGACCUAUAUUGAUCUGCGCUUUAAGGACCAGGAGCAACGAGAGCUGGUCUUAGUUCAGCUGGAAGCUAGCCCCCACCUCUGCGGCCUGUGCUCCACUCCACUAUUCUGCUGGAUCGUAUUCAAGAGCUUCACACACCUGCACACCAUGCACGAUAGUUUUGAGCUGCCCGAAACCUGCAUCACACUCACCGGCAUCUUCCUCAUGCUGUCAGAGGUGUUCCUCAGUCGCUCGGCCUCACCAGCUCCAUCUCUGCUGAAGAAGAGAACCCGCUGUGCCUCACAGACAUUCAAAACAGGGCUCAGGCCCCUCACAGCAUUCGCCAAGUUGGCUCUUCAGGGUAUGGAGAGAGGUAGCUUCAUUUGCAGCCAAGAGGAGAUUACUGCUUGUGGCUUGACAGAGGAGGAUCUAGCCCUUGGCUUUCUCAGAGCUGUUAGUGACUAUGACGCCAGCGAAAGCACCGCUACCUUUGAAUUCCUUCAUAUGACUCUGCAGUCGUUCUUGGCAGCGUUUGCUCUUGUGUUGGAUGAGCAGGCCACUGUCGACUCCAUCCUCAAGUUUUUCACAGAGUGCAGCAGGAAGAGGGAACGUUCGUGUUUGCCUUUGAACUUCUGCAUUGGUGGAUCUUCAAAGGCUACCGAGAAGAAGCCCUUUACUCCGAACGAACACCUUCAGUUUAUUAAUCUGUUCUUGUGUGGGCUGCUCUCCAAGGCUCACAGCAGCCUGAUGGAGCAUCUGGUAUCUCCUUCGUUACUAAAGAAAAAACGGGCCUUGCUAAAGUCCUACCUGUCCAACAGUGUAAAGAUCCACCUCCACGGCUUACCCUACCACGACGGUAAUGAGGGCAGGAAAGUUCACGUUCUGCCCAACUUCCUAUGGAUGCUGAGGUGUAUCUUUGAGACGGGGAACAACGACAUCGCUCAGAUGACUGCCAAAGGCAUCAAAGCUGGCUUCAUCAAGCUGGGUUUCUGUAACGUGUAUUCAGGUGACUGCAGCGCCCUGAACUUUGUACUGCAGCACCGUCAGAAGCACCUGGGCCUCGACAUGGACAACAACAACAUCAGCGACUAUGGGAUUAAUCAGCUAAGGCCAUCAUUCUGUAAGAUGACAAUAGUGAGAUUUUGCGUCAAUCAACUGACAGACAGCAGCAUUGAGAUUCUUGCAGAGGAGCUGUGUAAGCACAAAGUUGUGGAAGUCUUAGGACUUUACAGCAAUCACAUCACAGAUGUUGGAGUCAAGCUAGUUGCUAAGAUAGUUGAGGAAUGCCCAAAGCUACGAACUCUCAAGAUCGGUAAGAACAAGAUCACCAGUGUCGGUGCAAAGUAUUUGGCCAGCGCAAUUCAGAAGAGCAAGUCCAUAUUUGAAGUGGGAAUGUGGGGGAACACCAUUGGCGAUGAGGGAGCAGAAGCGUUCGCAGAAGCUUUGAGGCACCACCCAAGUCUUGCCAACCUCAGCCUCUCAGCCAAUGGCAUCACGUCAAAAGGUGGGAAGAGCCUGGCAGAAGCACUGAAAGAGAACAGCAGCCUCAGGAUAUUCUGGUUGGUGCAGAACGAGAUGUCUGAUGAUUCGGCUCCACACUGGGCAGAGUUGGUAAGAGCAAACACCGGUCUAACCAACCUCUGGUUAAUCGAUAACCGCUUCACUCUGGAUGGCAUCAAACACCUGGCUGAGGCCCUUUCUCACAACACAGCACUCAAAGAGAUAUGCGUGAAAAGCAACCAGCUCUCUGAAGAGGAACAGAAACAAUUUUCGGAGGAGAAAAGGCUGCGAUUCAACUGACUCAGCACUCAUGUGAGAAGCAACCAUGUGCAUGUGUUGAGAAAUGGCUACAUGGUAGAAAAUAUGUGGAACAUUCACUGUAUCCAAAGUUUAGUAUUAGUUUUAGCUUAAACUCUAUGAUUUCACCCAGUUGCACCUGUUUUGACUGCUAUGGACACAAAGUCAC
Messenger RNA from Scomber scombrus (Atlantic mackerel), 3151 nucleotides. It is a transcript of the gene nod1, whose product is annotated as nucleotide-binding oligomerization domain containing 1. Gene Ontology annotation, biological process: regulation of apoptotic process. The transcript is spliced from 12 exons. The record is from RefSeq and is a predicted model, not a curated record. NCBI's taxonomy places the organism in Eukaryota, Metazoa, Chordata, Actinopteri, Scombriformes, Scombridae. The coding region runs from base 160 to 2985 and encodes 941 amino acids. Gene Ontology annotation, molecular function: protein binding.